AUUGGGGAUGAGAGGAAGAAAGCCUCCUGGCCACCCUGCUGCAGACCUGGAGAAGCUUUUUGUGCCCCUGGCCCCAAUCACUCAGAGAACCAAGAGGCACAGAGCCCGAUGACCCAGCGAGAGGGCCCAACAUUUCCCAAGAUAGCCUCUUCCUGUAGGAACUCUGCCCAGGGCAUGUGGACUCCAGAAGGGAGCACUCCCAUGCAGGAACCCAACUCUCUGUGUCCAGCCCUUCCAGACCAUGUGGGGGACUCUCCUAUAGAGGAUCCUGAGUGUCCACUUUCCCCCAACCCAGUGGAGGGACCAGAAGGCUUCCUAGAGCUUCCAGCCAAGUGCUCAACUGAAGUAGGCAGCCAGCAGUGGGCACUUAGCCCUGGUGGGCCUGCUUCCCUGAGUGUAGACAGGAGCACUUCUGAGCACAUUGUGUCUGUCCUACAGGCCUCGAGCCAGGGAGUCACGGGGCUGACCAAGGGGGGUGAUGUAGGGACACCAGAGGACUGGGGUCGCCCAAGUCCAUCCCCCAAAAACAACAGCACCAAGGGACUAAGAAGUCCAGAGAAGAGGUUCAGAGCCAGACUGGCCUUAGCACAUAAGACUUUCUCACAUUUUUUUGAGUCAAAAGUCUUAGAAAAAGAGGAGACAGAGGCAAGUUCAUCAGGCCAGAAGGAGAAGACCAAAGCACGCUCCAGCUCCUGGAGGACUUUUUUGAGAAGCAGAGAUUCAAAAUGCCCUCGAAGACCCACACUGGGGGAUCCGAGCCCACGACCCCAAACCCUGACUCCCCCCAAUGCUGUCCGAGAGCAGGCUCACAGUCCUGGGAACCUCGUGUUCGGAGCUCACUGGGCACCCCCACAGUCCCACACACAAAUGCCAGAUAUUGCCAUGGCCCCCGUAGAUCACCGGAGAAAAAGUGAACCCACCAUCAAAUGCACAAGCUCGCCGGAAGGCAGUUGCCCAUCCACAGAUCUCCCGGACAGAGCCUGGCCGCUGCUGCCCCACAGCCCACAGGCAGUGGCCAGCCUGACUCAACCCUCCAGCUCAGCCUGCUGCUUAACAUAUGCCAGCCACACAGUGCCCUGCAAGCCCCUGAGCCCCAAACCGUGCAGCCCCAGACCCAAAACUCAACAGCUGGACCUUCACUGCCCUGGCCGAGGCAGCGCCGUCUCCGUGGCUUCCCUAGGGAACUACAGCAACAUAGAUGGUGGCCCAGAGGCUGCCCCUGAGAGAUGCAGGAGACCCAAGGCCCGAACAAGUCUCCUGCUUUCUCUGCAGACACUAGCUGGCCAGAAGGAAGAAGGCAGGAGAAAAUUCCCGCACCGUCUGAGCACAGCCCCUUCACUCGGCCACCUGCCUGUGACCCAGAACCAUAUAUCAUGGGAAGAACAAGCAGCAAGCUCCUGCAGUCAGAAAGCUUUUCACACUGAGCUGGCUCAGAGGACAGGCUCCACCACUGAUUUCCUGACACAGAUGCUGACAUCUUGCUCUGUAGAGGAUGUCUGUGGAGAGGCUCCUUCCCACCCUAGGCACAUGCUUCUACAGUCACAACUCAGUCUAGAUGACAUGUGGCUGGAGAAGACACAGAGGAGGUUGGAGAAGCAGGCCCAGGUUGAAAGGCUGUCGCGCAGAAGGAUCGCACAUAACACUGGCAUCAAAUGUUGGAGGAAGAGGAUUAUUACCUCUCCAGAAUCUCUACCACUUCCAAAAAGCAGCCGUUCAUUUUCUCAGAGUGCCCCAACAGGACUGAACCACAUGGGCUGGACAGGGCACACACGAGUCAUUGCUCCUCCUUGCCAGCUGGUGUCUCUCCUUUCAGCCAUCCCUGAUGGAGCUCUAGACAAGGUCAUCUGUGCUGAUGAUGUUGGGAGUGAGGAGGACCUGUACGAGGAUGUGCACAGCUCCAGCCACCACUACAGUCAUCCUGGAGGAGGCGGCGAGCAGCUGGCCAUCAAUGAGCUCAUCAGCGAUGGCAGUGUGGUCUGUGCUGAAGCACUUUGGGACCAUGUCACCAUGGACGACCAGGAACUGGGCUUCAAAGCUGGGGAUGUCAUUGAAGUAAUGGAUGCGACCAACAGAGAAUGGUGGUGGGGUCGCGUGGCCGAUGGCGAGGGAUGGUUUCCAGCCAGCUUUGUGCGGCUGCGGGUGAACCAGGAGGAGCCCGGGGACGAGGAGACGCCGCGGCCCGGGGAGCGCGAGGCGCAGGGUGGCGGGUUCGAGUCCCAGAGCAGCAGCAAGGACCAGAUGCGCACCAACGUCAUCAACGAGAUCCUCAGCACGGAGCGCGACUACAUCAAGCACCUGCGCGACAUCUGCGAGGGCUACCUCCGCCAGUGCCGCCGGCGCGCUGACAUGUUCAGCGAAGAGCAGCUGCGCAUCAUCUUCGGCAACAUCGAGGACAUCUAUAGCUGCCAGCGCGCUUUCGUGACCGCCCUGGAGCGAAGGAUCAACCGCGAGCGCCCCCAUCUCAGCGAACUGGGGGCCUGCUUCUUGGAGCACCAAGCAGAUUUCCAGAUCUACUCCGAGUAUUGCAACAAUCACCCCAAUGCCUGCGUGGAGCUCUCGCGCCUCACCAAGCUCAGCAAGUAUGUGUACUUCUUUGAGGCCUGCCGACUGCUACAGAAAAUGAUCGACAUCUCCUUGGAUGGCUUCCUGUUGACUCCAGUGCAGAAGAUCUGCAAAUACCCACUGCAGCUGGCUGAACUGCUCAAGUACACACCUCCCCAGCACAGGGACUUUAAGGAUGUGGAAGCUGCUUUACAUGCUAUGAAGAAUGUGGCCCGGCUUAUCAACGAACGGAAGCGGAGACUCGAAAACAUUGACAAAAUUGCUCAGUGGCAAAGCUCUAUAGAGGAUUGGGAGGGGGAAGACCUCCUAGUCCGGAGCUCGGAACUCAUCUACUCGGGGGAGCUGACGCGAGUGACACAGCCGCAAGCCAAGAGCCAGCAGAGAAUGUUUUUCCUCUUUGAUCACCAGCUCAUCUACUGUAAGAAGGACCUUCUCCGCCGGGACAUGCUGUACUAUAAGGGCCGAGUGGACAUGGACAGCCUGGAGGUGGUGGAUCUGGAGGAUGGGAAGGACAGAGACCUGCAUGUGAGUGUCAAGAAUGCCUUCCGGUUGCACUGCCAGCCCACGGGCGAGAGUCACCUGCUGUGUGCCAGGAAGCCUGAGCAGAAGCAGCGCUGGCUCAAGGCCUUGGCCAGGGAACGGGAGCAGGUGCGGCUGGAUCAGGAGACAGGCUUCUCCAUCACAGAGCUACAGAAAAAACAGGCUAUGUUGAAUGCCAGCAAACAAGUCACUGGGAAGCCCAAAGCCCUCAGCCGGCCCUACCACCUGACACGCCAGAGGCACCCAGUGUUACCCACCAGCCUGCCCCAGCAGCAGGUGGCAGUGUUGGCAGAGCCCAAGCGGAAACCAUCCACCUUCUGGCACAGCAUCAGCAGACUGGCACCUUUCCGCAAGUAAGCCCGAAUCACGGCUGGCAGUGCCACCUAGAGAACCUGCCCCAGCUUCUCCUUCAAGCCCUGCCCCGUGCCUAGCCCUCCGUUAGACAAGUGAGGAGUGUGACGGGCAGGUUCAGUGCCAUUCCAUGCCAGUUCUCUGCUUCCACUCUUGGACUCCCUACCCGAUGCGCUGUCAACACCACCUGAAGAGGAAGCCCUGGGAACAGGAAUCUCAUUCCAGAACUUCACGUGAGAAUUCUGAAACCCUCUUCUCUGGACUUCUAGUCAUCCACCCUGCUUUCUAUGGAGAGUCUGCCUUCAGCUGACUGCAGAGCCGGGCUGUGAGCUCCUUGAUGGAACUCAGUCCCACUGGCAGUGCCAGACAGCAGACAUCCCUGGAGUGCGACAGAAUCCUGCACACCCAGAGCAUCCCCAGCCCAGUUAACACUUCUGCCUGCUAAACACCUUCUCUUGUGUUUCUAGUAGGACGAAAGCAGAAUUGUAGUUGGCUACGCAUUUCUAUCAGGGUUUGUGACAUGUCCAUUUGCAGGUGUAAGUGACUUCAGAACCUGGUUUGGAGUUUGCCUUUUUUUAGGGGAUUUGUUUAUCCAACGUUGGAGAAAAAGAAUUGUUAGUGACAGAUUGCCUUACCUGAAGUGAGCAAGAGAAGCCAUAAGGACUGAAUUCUGUGGUCCAGCACCCAGGGCUGACCCCUCCAUGCAGAGGCCAUAGGGCAGCACGGAGGGAAGGCACAUUCUGCUGGGCAGAGCCAGGACUCCUGGCUUGCAGGUGUUAAGCUGAGCCACCCCUAUGGCCCAUAGGAAUUCAGCAGCAUGUACAGUCACGGUUGCACUAAACCUUCUCCAAGCCAGAAACCACAUUUAAUUUCAUAAAGAAACAUGAAAAAGUUA
Molecule: messenger RNA, 4348 nt
Organism: Suncus etruscus (white-toothed pygmy shrew)
Lineage: Eukaryota; Metazoa; Chordata; Mammalia; Eulipotyphla; Soricidae
Gene: ARHGEF4
Product: Rho guanine nucleotide exchange factor 4
Exons: 13
Coding region: 109-3459 (1116 amino acids)
Biological process (GO): intracellular signal transduction
Molecular function (GO): guanyl-nucleotide exchange factor activity; protein binding
Source: RefSeq, a predicted model, not a curated record